AUUUAUUAUUUCAGACAAUGAGUAAUUGGAACUUUUAUCCAUGUGAUAAAGCAGAACACGACAAUUAUCGUCUAGAUAGGGCUUGCAUUAACCCAUAAUGUAAUAAGCAUCAGCUUGUAUGCACCAUUUGCUCAGAGAAUGAACAUUAGUAGUGCAACCCACCUUCUAUAAAAUCAUUUUUGACGUAGUUUAGAUCAUAACUUCAAUCUCCUGGCAUAGAUUAGGAUAAUUAAAUUGGGGAGUAUCUAUAAUAUUUAACAUAUAGAUUGAUUUUCUAUUAUGAUCAAAUUUAGAAUUAAAUGGUAUAAGCGCUUUAAAAGGUAGAAGAAACAAUUAACGAAUAAAAGAAAAUUAUAGAGAAGUAAUUAUAAAUUAAGAUUGUAGCGUAAUCAAAAAUUUUAAAGAUAAUUCUCCAAAUUAGAAAAAGUAAAAACAGCAGAAAGAAAAAUUAGAUAGAUUUGAAUAAAACAUGAAUUAAGAGAAUUUUGCAGAUUUAGUCCAAGAAAUAGAGGAUUUUAGAACAAAUUCUAAUAGAUUUUAAUUCUCGAUCAAAAGGACAUAAGGAUUAGAAACCAUAAGUAUCCAAGAUGGAAUAGAAAAAGGGAACAACUACGUAAAAUAAUAUAUAAAUGCCACAAAUUCUAUUAUUGAAUAAUUCAAAAAUUAGAAUGAGGAAAUAUUUUAAAAUUUACAGAAUUGCUUUUCUAAUCCAGAGAAAAGAUCUAAUAAACAAGAACAAUCUAAUUUAGAAGUAAGCUUUUCGUUCUUUAAUCAAAUGAGAACACCACCUAGAGUCUAAGAUAAACCACCAACUACAAGUGAUACCAAGAAUACUAAUAGGAAUAUCCAAAAUGAAUCAGGUAUCAAGUCAUCAAACCUUAAUUUCAAUCUUUCAUCUCCCAAUUAAAUAUAAGAUGCUUAGAUAUAGGAAUCUAAUUCAGCAAAGAAAAUAUUCAUCCAAAAUAAUUAAUAAAAUUAAACAAGAUAAUCUUCAAGUGGUCAGCCUCCUUAGAACCAAAGGUCUACUCAACGAUCAUGUUCGCCAUUACAAAGUAUAAUCUUUGUUUUAUGAUUAGAUGCAACUGAAGAUAGUAAUUAAGAAUAAAUUUAAACAAAGCUAAAAAUUGAUCGGUAGGAUUUGACCUUUUUUGAAACAGAAGGGUAAGAGAUCACUAAAUUAUUGUUUUUAAGUGAUCAAUUGAUAGCAGCAUGUUUUGGAACGAAAUGUUUUAUAUAUGAUCUUAAAACAUCUAAACAUAAACAUAAAAUAUAUGUUGAAAAAUGGAUAACUGAUGCUGCAUAUUUUGAAUCCAAUAAUUAAAAUGGAAUUCUCAUUCUAGCAACUAUUGCAGGAAAGCUUGAAUUAUAAAGAAGAACACAAGAUCCCGAAUUGCGCUUUACACUUUUGAAUCCUUAACCAAAAUAGAUCUACUAGUUUGGAAACAACAUAAUUCUUUCAAUUAAUGAAAAGUAGAAAGUAUUAGUAACUUUGGGCGAUAGCAUAGUUAUUAAAAUCUUCCAAAUAGAACCUUUUUAUCAUAAAUAUUCAUUGCAACUUUCUGAAACAGGAACUGCUCUUCAUGCAAAUUCUGAAUUUAUUUAUAUUGGUUGCAGAUCAUAUUUAAGAAUUCAUGACAUGGUUCGUAAAUACGAUAAAUUUAUCGAUAUUCCAGAAACUAAUACCAUUAUUAGUAUAAAUACUUAUGAAGAUCAUAUAGUGGUAGGACAAUUGGAUAGGCUUAAAGUGUUUCAAAGAAGAGGAAAUGGUGAUUACAAAAAGAUAAAUGAAUACAUUACAGGAGAAGUCAAAUGCAUUAAUACAUCCUCAAAGAUUCCUAUUGCUAUUAUUUCGCGUCCUUAAGUAUUUUGAAUUAUUCUAUUCAAUAGCAAUUACAAAAAUAAUAGGUGUUUGUGUAUGACUUUUAAGCGAAUACUGUUAUAGAUUUAGACAUUUAGUUGGUCAAGGUUUGUGCAGUAAGAGAAGAUGAUAGGAGCAGCUAAAUAGGAUUAUCCUAAGGAACUGGACAUUGCACCAUUUACACAAUAGAAUAAACUUAAUUGCCUCAACAAGCAAAGUGAGCU
Paramecium octaurelia is the source of this 2082-nucleotide messenger RNA. The record is from the annotation of a GenBank genome assembly. Lineage: Eukaryota; Ciliophora; Oligohymenophorea; Peniculida; Parameciidae.